Messenger RNA from Sphaerodactylus townsendi, 925 nucleotides. It is a transcript of the gene NPW, whose product is annotated as neuropeptide W. The record is from RefSeq and is a predicted model, not a curated record. Bases 37 to 576 code for a protein of 179 amino acids. Gene Ontology annotation, biological process: G protein-coupled receptor signaling pathway; feeding behavior. The transcript is spliced from 2 exons. Gene Ontology annotation, molecular function: G protein-coupled receptor binding. Lineage: Eukaryota; Metazoa; Chordata; Lepidosauria; Squamata; Sphaerodactylidae.
CGAGCGCCUGCAGGAGCUGCUGCUGUCCUUCUUUCCAUGAUGAUCUUAAGGCCUUGGAGGUCCUUCCACUUCCUGGGCUUGAUCUUGGUCCUCGGCCCCGUGGGGGCUUGGUACAAGCACGUGGCCAGCCCGAGAUACCACACCGUGGGGCGAGCUUCAGGGCUCCUGAUGGGGGUCGGACGGUCCCCUUACCUGUGGCGCCGGGCAUUGGCGGAGGAGCUGGAGCAGAGCCCGGAUGCGGGCCCCUACCUGCCCACCAACAGGGUGGCUGCUCCGUGGCUGAGGUUGCAGCAAUACCCAGCAGAGGCUGAAACGUGGACUGCGCUGAAGCAACCUCACCUGGCGUCCCAGGGGCCACCUGAGAAGAGGAAAGCCGGCAAGAGAGCCUUCCUGCCGCAGGCCUCUCUGAGAACCCGAGCCGUCAGGACCCUCCUGGGUGUCCUUCAGCACCAAGGAAGAACUCCGGCAUCCCGGCAAAAAGCCACCCUGUUCCCAGGGCUCUCGGAGAGGGUGGCACAGAAGAAAGAACAACCAGGAACUUCUCGGGAAAGCAGGGUUUUCAAGCCCGAGAUCUGACCUCUGAUGGAACGAGGUGCCCGGCCAACAGAACUGACUGCAGGGUGCCAGCGAAGAGAUGCAGAAGUUGUUUCUUGUACUCAGGAGUGGAAAGAUUUCAGAACACUUCUUUGCACCAAGUCGUGACUGUACAGAAUUUCCUUAGGUGACUCCAGGCUGCCUGUUCUCUUCUGAUCGAAGGAUCGUGGCCCCCAGCUCUUUGAUCCCCUUUCUCCGGCUGGUGGCUCCCGGGAUCCCUCUUGUUUCCCAGACAAGUUCGUGUUCACAGCUAGGGUUGGGGAGCAUGGAAGAGGCAUCUCGAUGACCAUUUGCCGCUCCUGAUCCUAGAACAGCUUCUGUGCGAUAACGA